AACACAGAUAUACAAUACAAAUGGAAACGUCCUUAUCGCAAGGCUCUGCGUACAUUGAGAAUAUUAUCUAUUGACACAGCAUGAUUGAAACCAAUCUACUUUUAAUGGUUAUGCUUGGCGUGCAUGCCUUUGCACAAAAUCCCUGUCCGGCUCAAUGGGUUCACCAUGGAACUUCAUGUUAUACAUUUGUCACCAAUCUUAAAGCAAACUGGAUUGACGCUGGGGCGUUCUGUCGGGAUGCAAAUUCCAAACUCGUGGAGAUUGAUUCUGCAGAGGAAGAUAAUUUUCUACGAACACAGUUAACAGCAAAACAUAUCUCAGAACAUUUCUGGGUUGGAGGUACGGAUGCGUUUGCAGAAGGUAAGUGGGUGUGGAUAUCUACACUUGACCCUCUGGACUACACAGGGUGGUAUCCCGGGGAACCCAGCAACGGUGUGGGGGCUGCCUGUAUGGCGCUAGCCCAACACGAGGGUUAUCACUGGAAUGAUGACUACUGCACCAAAACAUACGACUUUAUAUGCGAAAGAGAAGUUGGAAAUUCAGGCGCACAAGUCUUAGGAUGAUCUUAGUGCAAAGCGAAACAUGCAUUUAAUAUUGAUUGUGAUACUCUGUAUGAUCAUAUACCGAUAGAGUAUAUCAUUAAAAUCUUUCAGAUAC
Messenger RNA from Ostrea edulis (European flat oyster), 657 nucleotides. RefSeq names its product perlucin-like. The coding region runs from base 81 to 563 and encodes 160 amino acids. The transcript is spliced from 5 exons. The record is from RefSeq and is a predicted model, not a curated record. Lineage: Eukaryota; Metazoa; Mollusca; Bivalvia; Ostreida; Ostreidae.